Molecule: messenger RNA, 1724 nt
Organism: Tupaia belangeri chinensis (Chinese tree shrew)
Lineage: Eukaryota; Metazoa; Chordata; Mammalia; Scandentia; Tupaiidae
Gene: ZNF514
Product: zinc finger protein 514
Exons: 2
Source: RefSeq, a predicted model, not a curated record
GGGGUGCAAGUGUUGCUGCGGCCGAGUGUCCUGGUGAUGUGAACACACUGUGGGUGUGGAUCUGCGUGGUGACUGGGUUCCAAACACUAGUUCCGAUGAGAAGGGCCGCGGAGCGGAGCCAGGGGGGCAGGCCGGGCUUCCUAGAGGUCCGAGAGUGCGCCCUGGAGCGCGGGAAGAGCCGUGCUCUGAUAGCUGCUCCGCGCAGGCGCGGUUCCGGGUUUGAGAGCCGGGUUUCUGGGCUCUACGGCUCAGCAGGGGGCUCGCCUUGCCCAGUAGGAAUGCCUCGUGUCACCCGGGCGGCCCCUGUAAGCUCGGGAGGAAAGCAGGGCUGCAGCGAAAGGACAAAGAAUUGGACCUGAAGGAUGCACGCCGCCCCUUGGCCCCAGCCAUGGACUCCGCGGCAUCAGCAGAUUGGAUGAGAAGACCUAAGCUAAGGAAUCAAUGCCAAGUCAUGGAGUUUCCAAAGAAGAAUUAUCCCAGGUGGUAUCAGUGGAAAAACACAUUCGAGAUGAACUCUGAUCCUCCAACCUGAAAGCAACCUGUAGUUGUAAGGACUCUAGGUUGGAAAUGCAGCAGAUAAAACAGGAGAGAUAUCUGAAAGAAAUGUCAGUCACUCACCAAUCUAACACCACCCUUAGGAGAGAUUAUGAGUGGAGUGAAUUUGGGAAAAGUUUCAUCUUAAACUUGGUCCUUGUGAACCAAUACAGUAUUCCCACAGAAGGAUCCCGUAAGUGUAAUACAGAAUUCAGACAGGCUUCAGGGAUAAAUAACUCUCAAAGAAGCCAUGCAAGGAAGAAAUCUUGUAAAUGUAGUGAAUGUGGGAAGUCCUUCCAUUUCCAAUCAGAGCUCAGGCGUCAUCAGAGAUGUCACACUGGAGAAAAGCCCUAUGAAUGUAGUGAUUGUGGAUGAGUCUUUGGUCAUCUCUCAUCCCUUAUUAAACAUCAGAGAACUCAUACAGGAGAAAAGCCUUAUGAAUGCAGUGAAUGUGGGAGAGCCUUCAGUCAGAGUUCAUCUCUCGUUCUACAUUAUAGAUUUCAUACUGGAGAGAAACCCUACAAAUGUAAUGAAUGUGGAUGAGCCUUUGGUCAUACUUCAUCCCUUAUUAAGCAUCGGAGAACUCAUACUGGGGAAAAGCUCUAUGAAUGAAGAGAAUGUGGGAGAGCCUUCAUUCAGAGUUCAUCUCUCAUUGUUCAUUAUAGAUUUCAUACUGGAGAGAAGCCCUACAAAUGUAAUAAGUGUGGGCGAGCCUUCAGCCAGAGUUCAUCUCUCACUCAGCAUUAUAGAUUUCAUACUGGAGAGAAACCAUACAAAUGUAAUGAAUGUGGAAGGGCCUUUGCUCAUACCACAUCUCUUAUUAAACAUCAGAAAAGUCAUACUGGAAAAAAGUCUCUGUGAUUUCAGUGAAUGUAGAAAGGCUUUUAGAUGAAACAUAGACAUCACCAAACCUCAGAAAACGCGUAUUGGCAAGAGAUCCUACAAGCAUAAUGUGUGUGGGAUGACCUUCGGUUGGAGGACACAUCUUGUUCAACAUUAGACAGUCCAUAUGAAGGAGAGGCCCUACUGAUGUUAAGAGAGUGAGUGGGCUUUUAGUGACAUCUCCUCUGUUACCAAACACGGGAAAUUCAUUCUACUGAGAGACCAUGGAAAUGUGAGGGUAUAGAAUGUAAACAGACACAGGUUGGGGCCAGCAGGUGGAAUGGUGGUUAAGGUGCUGGACACCCACA